AAUUCUUGGGGAAACAAAUUUAAGCGUGCAAUUUAUAGCCACUUGAUAUUCGCCAAUCAUGUUUGGCGCGGCGCGUGAUCAGAUUUGUGAAAACUGUUACGAAGAACGGUCGUUUGGAGCGUGGCAGAAAACAAAACUGGUUGAUGGAUGCAGUCGGCUAUGACUAAGUUAAGCGGUGAGAUGUUCUAGUAUUACAUAUUAGUAUCCAUCAACCUACGCUAGUGAAAAUAAUUUUGUUAAUUGUGUUUAUUGAAGUGAAAGAUUUGAAGUUGUACUAAUUAGCCACGGCAAAGAGAAGACCUUAUCGCUUCACCUAUAACAAAUUAGGAGAAGAACACUACACAUCACAAAUGGCAUACUCAAAGCGCCAUAUCAUUGAUCCGGAAACUGAAGAGAGGUACGAAAGCAGCAUCAAGUCUGGAACUCACGGCGAAGUUUACCAAAAGCAACUGGCGCUAGUACUUUUGCUAAGGUUAACACGAGAAGGAAAGAAUUUCCGCUUAGCUUAUGAGCUGACAUGCGCUGAUAAGUUUGACGACGUAGCGCUGUAUGAUAAAAUAGCCAAACAAUGGACUUUUCUGCAAUCAAAACAUUCCGACGGAAAAGAUUCAAAGAUAGAUCUCAACGGCUUGCUCCCAAAAACGAAUCGGGAGAAAGGAGAUUUUAGUUUGUACAAAUAUUUCAAUUCCUACAUGACAGUUCGGAACAGGUUCAAAGGAAAAACCAACUUCCUGUUGUUCACCAACAAAAAACUGGACGAAAAGUUAAAGACCGCAGAAGAUUGCUUGGUGAUCAAGGAUCGAUAUGUAGAUGAAUAUCUUCGCUUUACAUCCGAAGGUGCUACGCAAAAAUCACUCAUACCGACAGAAUCUACAAUACAAUCAAUCAUGGAAUACACUAACAAGGAUUUCUAUUCCCUGAAAGACGCUCUCAAACAACUAUUCACUAAAGGAAUCAUUACAGAUCAGCUGCUAAAGUACAAAGAAUGUUUAAAAGAUGUUUUGAAAGAAUCGGAUAACUGCCAAAUAAGAUUCAAAGAUACCUUCAACGAAUCACUGAUUUUCAUGUCUGAAUUGUACAAAAGGCUUCAGUCAGAACUACACAAUUUAAAUCCUAUUGUUAUACCACCAGAACUCAACUUCGAAGAAACAAAACAUGAUUCUCCAAAUACGCUAUCAGUGGAAGGCAAGGACAUCAAGCACCUGGCUGAAGACAUCGUGAAACUUUUCCGUAGCGGAAUUAUAUCCGAUUAUUUAAAAAAGUACGAACAUCUUCUAGCUUUGAUCCUGACAACGACUGCAAAUGGUCUGCUAGCAAUCAAAGACACAUUCCAUAGUGAUAUCGUUUGUAAAGCUGAAUUGUAUAACAUGUUGAAGGAUGAACUCAGUGGCAUGAAUGAAGUGGUUACAACGAAGCAAAAACUAUUCGAUGGAAAGGAUUCGCGGCACAAACAUCAUUUGGUAUUACUUUAUGCGGAGUCGUCUGAUGUGAGAGAGUUUUUUGAGCUACUCACAUUGUCAGUGCAUCAACCGGAUGAGUUGGAACCCUUCAUUAUCGAAGAAUUGAACUCAUGGAUGAGAAUGUGGUUGCGACCUGAUGUUUUUGGUAAGCUUACACAAUACGAUGAUAAAAAUGCGGUGAAAGAUUUGAAUGAUCAUUUUGAAGCAACGCUGAAACGUCAACAAGGUAAUUCCAAACCAUACCUGAAAAAACAUUUUGUCACACAGUAUUACAACAAGUUACAGUCAAAAAUUGUAGAUUCGUCUCCGAAAUUGAAUGAUGCGAAUCGGUUAUAUAUUAAUAGAGUGCUUAUAUUUGAAAAAGAUGACAUCGACACACUGGAGUAUUUAAAAGAUUCAAAAUUCAAUGGAAACAAACAAUCUGAGUUAGAUCUUAGUUCAGGAAGAUUGGUUUCACUUGAUUAUGAUAGUUCGGAAAAUAAUUGUAAAAUGUUUGAUAGAGUUUCACUUCCUGACCGAACAAACGAGAAAAUUACCGAUAUUCAGUUUGCAGAGAAUCUGAAGUUGAGAUUUGAACAUUAUCAGUGUUUAGUUUUGACGGCGGAUCCUGGAAUAGGCAAAACAGAACUUCUUCAAUACGUUGCCCUUGAACAUCAAAAGCUGAAAUCAGGUGCAGUAUUCUUGAUUUACUUGAACAGAAUACAAGAUUCUAAGGAAAUGUUAGUAAAUAAAUUAUCAUUGGAUGUUCUCAAUUCUGGAUUAUCUGACAAGAAUGUCGACCUGAUACGUAACGUUUUGAACAAUAGGUCUGAUGAUCGCAUUACAAUUCUAUUUGAUGGGUAUGAUGAAAUUCAUGAGAGAAAUAGAAAUAGAAUAAACAAUCUAUUUGAACUAUUAUUAAAAUCGAAACGUAUUCAACUUGUUAUAAGUGUUCGAAAUCAUGAGAAAAAAUCAUUAAAGAGCUUUUUCAAGAAACACAAGUUUCAUGUCGGAUAUUUUACACUAGAACCGUUUAACAGUAAAAAUAUUAUUGACUACCUUGCCAAAUCUUGGAAAGCAAACAAUGAAUGUGAUUCCAAUUCCAAAUUCAAUUCAUACUCGAAGUUCUUGGUAGACAAAUUUUAUAGCUUGUGCAGAGUUCCAUUGAUAGUUAAAAUGAUGGCGGAAGUUUACAAACAACGGUUUGAGCAAUUCAAAGAAACUAGUAUGAUCGACAAAGAGAGUGAAACAAACUUUUUGGAAAAAGAGUUUUUAGAAAUUGAGCAUAUUUAUGAGAUUUUUAUAGAAAAAUGUUUAUAUGUUAAGAUCGAAGAUGCAUGCAAUGGAAUUGGAAAAGUUGAUCCAAACAAACAAAUUUUUGAAGGGUUUUAUCUUGACCAUCAACUACUGGCAAUAGAAUUUCUGGACGUUGCCGAGCUUAAAUUUGUUUUCAAAAAUCCAAAAUACUCGAAAAAACGUGACUAUAUUAAGGAAAAUCAUCAACAUCAGUUCGAUAAAUCCAUUCUACUGAAUUUUGUUAACGAUAAAGUUUUGUUUUCUCAUCACUCAUACGCUGAGUAUUUUGUUGCAACCUUUCUAUGGAACGAUUUCGUUUACUUAAAAAACAUUGUCAAAAAUGUUUUGUCUUACUUUACGGGGGUGAGAAAGUUUUUUAUAAAAAUAAUUGAAAAUAAUUUCAAGUUGUUUGUGUCAGAAAUCGCCCAAGAGACGUCAUUUGUUUCAAAGGAUGUUGUUUUCUGGGCUUGUGAAAGUAAUGCUGUAGAGUUGUUGAAAUAUGUGCUUUCAAAAAUAUUUCUGUUUAGGCCACGGGAGGCCAAAAUGCUCCACGUUGCCAUCGAAAGUGGCAGUGACAAAAUUUGUUCCUAUUUGAUCGAUGAAUGUAAAGUUCAUCCAGAUGUUAGGUAUGAUAAUGGAAUAGCUUCUCUUCAUUCAGCCGUAAUAUAUGGACAUAGAAGUUUAGUUCAGUUACUUCUACGAAAAGGUGCUGACAUUAACAUUCGCAACACAGAGGGAUGGUCAGCUCUGCAUUACGCAGUUCAUCACAAACAAACUGCUAUUACCGCACUUUUGAUCGACAAAGGCAUUGACGUGAACUCCUUAAACAACAACAAAUGGAAUGCACUUCAUAUUUCCUGUAAUAAUGGUGAUGCCGAUAUGACAAAAAUGUUAAUACAGAGAGGUGCACAGCUCGAUAUACAGACAAACGAGGGCAAAACUGCUCUACACCUAGCUGCGGCACAAGGGCAUAAAGAAGUUGUAAUAGUUUUAAUUGAUCAUUUGAACAAAAAAAUUCCUUUGAGCAAUAUAAUCGGCAUUCCAUUUCAGAUAGCUGUUCGUUACGGCCAUAAUUCAGUAAAAGAAAUGCUAAUCAGCAAAUUUCCCAAACUUGCUGACUUUGCAACAAGUGUAGUUGAUCCUCUGAUCCACGUUGCAGCUCAGGAAGGAAUGGUUCAAAAAAUAAAAAGAUUGGUAAACGAUGGCGCAAAUGUUAAUGCACUGAAUAAAUCAGGACACACAGCUUUACACCUUAGUGCAUCGGCAGGUCACCGCCUUGUUGUUGAGCUGCUGCUUGAUAAAGGUGCAAACAUAAACGCUGUUGAUGGAGAUAAUGUAACUCCGCUCUAUUUGGCAUGCCAAAAUGGGCACAAAGACGUAGUGAACACUUUGAUUAGAAGAAGUGCCUACGUUGACAUUUCCACUCACAAUAAAUGGACAGCUCUUCAUGUGAGUGCCUCCAAAGGUCACUCCGUUAUUGUAGAAUUACUUCUUGAUAAAGGUGCCAACGUAAACGCUGUUGAAAUAAAGAAAAUGACGCCGCUUUAUUGUGCAUGCCUAAAUGGUCAUAAAGAAGUUGUGGAGACGUUGCUCAGAAGAGGAGCCAACAUGAACGCAUUGACUCAAAAGAAAUGGACAGCACUUCAUGUGAGUGCUUCCAAAGGUCAUUUCGUUAUUGUGGAUUUACUGCUCAAGAAAGGUGCAAACGUAGACGCAGUUUUUAAAACUGAUAUUACGCCACUUUAUUUGGCUUGCCAGAAAGGCCACAGAGACGUUGUGGAAAUAUUAAUCAGAAGAGGUGCCAACAUUGACGCAUUGACUCACAAUAGAAGGACAGCACUCCACGAAAGUUCUGCCGAAGGUCACAGCGAUAUUGUUGAUUUACUGCUUGAUAAAGGUGCAAACGUCAACGUAGUUGAAAUAGAUACACCGCUUCAUUCGGCAUGCCAGAAUGGUCACAAAGAUGUAGUAAAAAUUUUGAUUAGAAGAGGUGCCAACAUUGGCGCAUUGAGUCGUAAGAAAUGGACAGCUCUUCAUGUAAGUGCUUCUAAAGGUUACGACGAUAUUGUAAAUAUACUACUUGAUAAAGGUGCAAACAUAAAUGCUGUUGAAAUAGAUAAAUGGACGCCGCUUCAUUGGGCAUGCCAGAACGGCCAUAAAAAAGUUGUGGAGGCAUUGCUUAGAAAAGGUGCCAAUUUCGACGCAUUGACCAACAAUAAAAGGACAGCACUUCAUGUAAGUGCUUCCAAGGGUCAACGCGUUAUUAUAGAUUUUCUACUUGAUAGAGGCGCAAAAGUAAGCGCUGUUGAUGUAGAAAACAAAACUCCGUAUCAUUUGGCAUGCGAGAAUGGUCAUAGAGAGGUAGUAGAAGCAUUGCUCAAAAGAGGAGCCAACAUUAACGCUUUGACUAACAGUAAACGGACAGCUCUUCAUUUAAGUGCUUCCAAAGGUUACUGCGAUAUUGUUGUUUUUCUGCUAGAGAAAGGUGCAAACGCUAAUGCUGUUGAUGAUGAUAAUGUGACGCCACUUCAUUUGGCAAGUCAGAAUGGCCAUAAAAAUAUAGUGAAGGCAUUGAUUAAAAAAGGCGCAAGUGUUAACGAAAUGUUUCUUAAUAAAUUUACCACUCUUCAUAGAAAUGAUCCUAUGCGAAUCUACGUCAAUUUAGAUUCACAAAUAGGAGAAGCUGCAAAUAAGGAAGCUUUUAAAAUAGCUAAAUGGACACCGCUUCAUUGGGCAUGUAAGAAAGGCCAUAAAGAUGUUGUGGAGAUAUUGCUCCGAAGGGGAGCAAACAUUGAAGCUUUGGAUUACUAUAACUGGACAGCUCUUCAUCUAAGUGCUUCAAAUGGUCACUGCGAUAUUGUAGAUUUACUACUUGAUAAAGGUGCAAACGUAAACGCUUUUGAUUACGAAAAAUGGACGCCGCUUCAUUUGGCAUGUCAAAACGAUCAUACAGAGGUUGUGGAGGCAUUGAUUAGAAAAGGCGCCAAUAUUAACACAUUGACUCACGGUAAUCGGACAGGUCUUCAUAUAAGUGCUUCUAAAGGUCAUUGCGAUAUUGUAAAUUUACUAGUCGAUAACAGUGCAAACGUGAAUGCUUUUGAUAUAGAAAAAUGGACGCCGCUUCACUGGGCUUGCAAGAAAGGCAAUAGAGACGUUGUAAACUUGUUGUUCGAAGGUGGAGCCAACAUUGAAGCAUUGACUGACUAUAACUGGGCCCCUCUUCAUCUUAGUGCUUCAAAUGGUCACUGCGGUAUUGUAGAUUUUCUACUCGAUAAAGGCGCAAACGUAAACGCUUUCGAUAUAGAAAAAUGGACACCGCUUCAUUGGGCAUGUGCAAAAGGUCAUAAAGAGGUUGUGGAUGUAUUGAUCGAAAGAGGAGCCAACAUUAACGCAUUGACCCACAGUAAACGGACAGCUCUUCAUGUAAGUGCUUCCAAAGGUUACUGUGAUAUUGUUGCUUUUCUGUUAGAGAGAGGUGCAAACGUUAAUGCUAUUGAUGAAGAUAAUGUGUCGCCACUCUAUUUGGCAUGCCAGAGUGAUCAUAAAGAUGUAGUGAAGGCAUUGAUUGAAAGAGGUGCAAGUUUCAAUGAAAUGCAUCACAAUAAACUUAUUGCUCUUCAUGGAAGCGAUUCCAAGCGUAACUGCGUCAAUUUAGAUUCACUACUUGGUAAAGAUGCAAAUAUGAAGGCUUUUGAAAUAGAUAAAUGGACACCGCUUCACUGGGCAUGCAGGAAAGGCCAUAAAGAUGUGGUGGAAAUAUUAAUACAAAGAGGCGCCAACAUUGAGGCAUUGACUGGUUAUAACAGGGCCGCUCUUCAUCUAAGUGCAUCAAAUGGUCACUGCGAUAUUGUAGAUUUACUACUUGAUAACGGUGCAAACGUAAACGUUGUUGAUACAGAAAAGAAGACGCCGCAUCAUUUGGCAUGUCAAAAUGGUCAUAAAGAUGUUGUGGAGGUAUUGAUCAGAGGAGGUGCCAACAUAGAAGCAUUGACUCACAGCAAACAGACAGCUCUUCAUGUGAGUGCUUCCAAAGGUCACUGCAAUAUUGUUGUUUUUCUGUUGGAGAAAGGUGCAAACAUAAAUGCUGUUGAUGAAGAUAACGUGACGCCACUCUAUUUGGCAUGCCAGAGUGGUCACAAGAAUGUGAUGCAGGCAUUAAUUGAAAAAGGUGCCAGUCUUAACGUAGUGCAUCACAACAAACUUACUGAUUUUUAUAGAAGCGAUUCUAAGCGUAAUUGCAUCAAUUCAGAUAUACUAUUUGGUGAAGCUUCAAGCAUGAAGGAUUUUUAUAUAGAACAAUGGACACCGCUUCAAUGGGCUUGCAAAAAUGGCCAUAAAAAUGUUGUGGAGUUUUUGAUCGGAAGAGAAGCCAACAAUGAGUCCUUGAAUGACUAUAACUUGACAGCUCUUCAUCUAAGUGCCUCAAAUGGUCACUGCGGUAUUGUAGAUUUAUUACUCGAUAAAGGUGCGAACGUAGAUGCCUUUGAUGUGGAAAAAUGGACACCACUUCACUGGGCAUGCGAAAAUGGUCAUAAAGAAGUUGUGGAGACAUUGGUCAAAAAAAGAGCCAACAUUAAUGCAUUGAGCCACAGUAAGCGGACAGCCCUUCACAUAAGUGCUUCAAAAGGUUACCGCGAUAUUGUCGCUCUUCUGUUAGAGAAAGGUGCAAACGUAAACGCUGUUGAUGAAAAUAAUGUGUCGCCACUUUAUUUGGCGUGCCAGAGUGGUCACAAAGAUGUUGUAAAAGAAUUGAUUGAAAAAGGUUCCAGUAUUGACGAAAUGCAUCACAACAAAUUAACUGCUCUUCAUGGAAGCGGUUCCAAGCGUAACUGCGUCAAUUUUGAUUUACUCCUUGGAGAUAGUGCAAAUAUUAAUGCUUUUGAAAUAGAUAAAUGGACACCGCUUCACUGGGCAUGCAAUAAAGGCCAUGCAGAUGUUGUGGAGAUAUUGAUCGAAAAAGGAGCCAACAUUGAGGCUUUGGCUGAUUGUAACAGGGUCGCUCUUCAUCUAAGUGCCUCAAAUGGUCAUUGCGAUAUUGUAGAUUUACUGCUUGAUAAUGGUGCAAAUGUAAACGCUGUUGAUACUGGAAAGUGCUCACCGCAUCAUUUGGCAUGUCAAAAUGGUCAUAGUGUAAUUGUAGAAACAUUGAUCAGAAGAGGUGCCAACAUAGAAGCAUUGACCCACAGUAAAUGGACAGCUCUUCAUAUAAGUGCUUCCAAAGGUUACUGCGAUAUUGUUGCUUUUCUGCUAGAAAAAGGUGCAAACGUAAACGCUGUUGAUGAAUAUAAUGUGACACCACUAUUUUUGGCAUGCCGAAAUGGUCACAAAGAUGUAGUGGAGACAUUGAUUGGAAGAGGUGCCAUCAUUGAAGCCCUGACUAACGACAGCUCUCCAUGUAAGUGCUGAAAAAGACCACUGCGAUGUUGUGGAUUUACUUCUUGAUAAAGGAUCCAAUUUCGAUUAUGUUGAAUACAGUUCGGCAUUUGAGAACGGCACCUAUUGCCGUUGUUGGUAUUGUUGGUUUUCAUGCAAAGGGGGAAAGAUGGAGUCUGAAAUCGCUGAUUUUAGCGUUACGUAAUUUGUGUACCAUGCCAUUCAGGUCGGCUCACAAGGCCUAUUCGCGACUCGAAGUUGCAGAAUGUGCGUGAAGGUUUACGUGAGAAAAAACGAGAGGGAAAUAUUUUUUGCUUUCUUUUUCUCGCACAUUCUGACAGUUCCUUACGAGGUUUUUCAUUAGUGCGACAAAGAAUUGGAAUCUCUUUUAACUUCGUAGUCGCGAAUAGGAAAGCUCUCCGGUCUGCUGACCGAUUGCUUGAAAUUUUCCAUAUAGGACAUUUUCCACGAAAUUUCCUUCUCGGGAAGAGUGGACAUCUGGUUAUCUGAAAAGAAGUAUUUCAGACGGCAUCGUAUGUCCCUUCUCAAAGGUCGAGCUGGAGCUGGUGUCUAUGAGCCAUUUUACGAAGUGACAACAAUGUGGAUGAUGAUAGGGUAUGUGCUCCAUCAUUAAUCUCACACUCCCAUAUUCAUCCUAUUCGAAAACAAGCGAUUACGACACUGAUU
Aedes albopictus (Asian tiger mosquito) is the source of this 8795-nucleotide messenger RNA. RefSeq lists its product as uncharacterized. The transcript is spliced from 3 exons. NCBI's taxonomy places the organism in Eukaryota, Metazoa, Arthropoda, Insecta, Diptera, Culicidae. Gene Ontology annotation, molecular function: protein binding. The record is from RefSeq and is a predicted model, not a curated record. The coding region runs from base 351 to 8141 and encodes 2596 amino acids.